AUGAUAUUUGCUCCUACAAGUCCUACUUCUGGUCUAUAUUUGUCGCCUAUUUCCUAUCGCCCUGGUUCACCAUGUUCAUCAGCGACCUCGCUUUCAACGCCUGAGUUUGCAACGCCCACCCUGACAUUCCCUGAUACCACAGAUACCUUGAAACCACCCAUUCCAACUACUGCGAAGCCUUUGUUCGAGAAAAGGGGUCGCAAACCCCGCUUCCAGAAACGUUCUUUCUCGUCUUCUCCUCAACCACCCCUUCGUCUCAAGGUACCCCUACCACCGACGACUAACACGCUUGACGCCAACGAGCGAGCUGACCUCAUACGGAGAAAUCGCAAGUUGGCGCAACUGUUAGGACAAACCCCGGCUAUUGAAACGGCUGCGUCUGAAGUAGAGGAAUCACGCCUACUUAAGAUGCUACCACAGCCCCCUUUCUCUGCUUUGCUGGGAUCAUCGAAGCAGAAGCAUCAUCGUCAUGCAAUGUCUGUAUCUGUUGCCGUAAAGGCCCCCGGCUUCAAAUCGGAACCGUCAUCGUCAUGGCAAGUUAUAGACUACCCAUCAACACAGAAUGGUCGCAGAUAUUCCACUCCCUACACUCCACGUAGCUUUACCUUUUACUUGGAUGAUUCACCGGAGCCAUCAGCCACUCGCGAUCAUCACGGCUCGUACCGCCAUAGGGAUCCGCAGCACCAACAUGGUUCCUCAACUUCUUUCAUUGAUCUUUCAGACGAAGAUAAUUCAAAUGAUGCUUCGGACGCGAUCAGUUUAGAAAUGCCGGACACGGCAAAUAGUCGCCGAAUCUUCCAUCAUUCAUCCUCGACACCAUCUGUCGUGGAGGCGUUUACGCCCGAGGAACAAGCCGAAGCCGAGAGAAGAAGAAAGCGUGACAAACUGGCUAAACUCCACCGUUUUCUCGGCUCACGCGUCCCUACGGACUUAGUCAUUGGUCAUAUACCUGGUCCGUCUUUACCUCCAUCGUCGAUGCCUGUGGACGGCCGCGAUAUGUGGCUUUACAGGCGAAGGAGUGGUUCAUCUGCCCCAUCGUUUGAGCGUAUCAAGACAGAGCUCGACGAUGAGGAGAAGGCUGUGAAUGUCAGGCGUGCUCAGAAGAUGGAAAAACUUUUUGGUAUCCCCCCUCCGCAAACGUUGUACCAUACUCGUCAAGUUCCUGAAACAGUGGCCCGCUCUCAACCGGUAUCCCCUGUAGCGUCGCUUAUGACCCCAACUUAUGUACCCGCCAAUGCUCCUGGUUUCUCCCGGCGUAAUCCAAACCAGUCCGCAUACAUGAAGGGGAAGAAAUUGCAUCGUCCAGGAACUUCGGAUUCAACCACGUUCCUACUUCCCUUCAAGCGUUCCAGCUCUCCGGAGCCUGCUCAGACGUCGGACUAUGCGGCCACGCUCGCACAAUCUUCUGUGUACAUGAACUAUCAACAUUCUAUCGCAUCGCUGACAGACAUCAUUGAACGAGAUGACAGGGCGUCUCUUGCGGAGCUUCAUCGGUUCCUCCAUGGUGAUUUAGUAGAAGUGGAAUCUCCAAUUGAGGAUCAGCCCUUGCUAGAAUCUCGUAGGAUUUCCAGCUCGUCAUAUUCGUUUAAGUCGGAACGUAGACUUUCGUUACCAACGCGGGCAUCCAUGGCCUCGUCGAUAACUACUGAACUACCUAUGGCAUCGCCCAGGGAGUCAUCUGACUUCCAGUUGCGCAGGCGAAGAGCUGCCAAAUUGACGCAUUUCUUCGGCGUAGAUUAUCGUGAGCUUAUUCAUGAUAUUUUGGAAAGCAUUGAGAAGGGCGUUGAAGAGGAAAGGAAGAGAGGGACGCUUCUUCCCGAGGAAGUUGAAGUGAGUUCAAUCAUGUUUCAUGAGGUCAUCCACUCAAUGUUUUCUUGGCACGCUAGUCUUUGCUGCAUAAGCUUCACAAUCUUCGGACAAGACAGGAUGGGUUUUGCUGAUGAUCAGUACUAUUACACUCUUUUACUUGUUUUAAAUUUGAUGUCGCUUUGUUGUGUGAUUUUUAUCCAGUUUAUGUAA
Messenger RNA from Suillus bovinus, 2019 nucleotides. RefSeq lists its product as uncharacterized. Bases 1 to 2019 code for a protein of 672 amino acids. The record is from RefSeq and is a predicted model, not a curated record. The transcript has 3 exons. NCBI's taxonomy places the organism in Eukaryota, Fungi, Basidiomycota, Agaricomycetes, Boletales, Suillaceae.